AUGAAUAAUAGUUAUAAUCAGUAUCACAAUUUGUAAGAUAUACCAUAAAAUAAUCAUAUUGGUAUGUAACCUUAUCAGAUUGGAUAGCCAAUAAAUUAAUAAUAAAAUUAUAACAGUAAUUUAUGCAAUAGCAAUAACUAUGGCUAUUAAUACCCUUAGCAAUAAGUAGAAUUAAAUUAACUUUAUAAUCAAAAUCCAUUAGUUGUUGUAAAUACUGAUGCUAACCUUAUUAAUGUUUAAUACUCUAACCCUGAAAUAAUAUAUUGCUCUAGUCCUAUAAGAUCAAAUAGGAAGUAUGGUAAUGACGGAGUUGGAGUAAGUGGAAUAAUCAAUGCCUUACAGUAGAUUUACUCAGAAUUAAAUUUAGUUUUUCCUGAACUAGACUUGAUUGGAUAAUUUAAUUUGCUAUCAACUGAUAAAAUGGAAAGUAAAGUAAUUCAAUCCAUUAUUAACAAUAAUAGAUAUAUUUCUAGCGAAGCAAUUAGAAAUGGAAAAAUAUCUUUUUGUUGUAAGUCUUUACAAUCAAUGGUUAUUAAAUACUUUUAUUACUUAAUAAUUUUACUCACCUUUAUUGUUAUCAGCUUGAGUAUAGGAUACUAAAUUUAUCUAUAACAAUCUGCUUCAUGGUCUUAGUUAAUUAUUCCCUAUUCGAUUCAAGUUCUAUCAUUUGUCCUCUAAACAAUAGUUUUUUUUGUAAUAAUCGUUGUCUCUGGAUUUAUAGAGAUGAAUAAUAAUAGUCAUAAUAGUGUAGGAACAAGAUUAGCCGUAUAAGUACCUUGUAUGUUUAUGCUUAUGCUUUCUUUUAUGCUCUAUUAAGUUAUUUUAGCUAGCACUAGAAGACUUCUUAUUUUAUUAAAACAGUUAGAUUAAACUGAGUUUAUAGAUGGAAAUUGUAUUUGA
Tetrahymena thermophila SB210 is the source of this 900-nucleotide messenger RNA. RefSeq names its product transmembrane protein, putative. Lineage: Eukaryota; Ciliophora; Oligohymenophorea; Hymenostomatida; Tetrahymenidae. The transcript has 2 exons. The record is from RefSeq and is a predicted model, not a curated record.